This is a messenger RNA of Ilex paraguariensis (yerba mate), 3315 nucleotides long. NCBI's taxonomy places the organism in Eukaryota, Viridiplantae, Streptophyta, Magnoliopsida, Aquifoliales, Aquifoliaceae. The record is from the annotation of a GenBank genome assembly.
AUGGGGUUUCAAGGCUAUUUUCUCUUCCUUGGCCUUAUAGUCCUCACUUCCUCACUCAGCAGUAGUGAGGCUCAUCCUGCUAGGACUUAUGCUAGGGUUUCUGUAGACCCUAGUGCUAAACCUUUAACACCUAGUUAUGGCAUUGCUACGCUCAAUCGUACGAGUUUUCCGAAGGGCUUUGUUUUUGGGACAGCUUCAUCUGCUUAUCAGAUUGAAGGUGGAUGGAAUGCAGAUGGUAAAGGGCCAAGUAUAUGGGAUACUUUCACUCACAAGUAUCCUGAGAAGAUAGCCGAUCGUAGCAACGGAGAUGUGGCAUGUGAUUCCUACCAUAAAUACAAGGAAGAUGUUGCCCUCAUAAAGAACAUGAAUAUGGAUGCAUACAGAUUCUCUAUUUCAUGGGCGAGAGUCUUACCACGUGGAAAAGUAAGCAGAGGUGUGAAUGAGGAAGGAAUUAAGUACUACAACAACCUUAUAAAUGAGCUCCUAUCCAAAGGCUUGCAGCCCUUUGUGACUCUCUUCCAUUUUGAUUCUCCCCAAGCCUUAGAAGAUGAGUAUGGUGGUUUCCUAAGUCGGCGGAUUGUCUAUGAUUUCCGCGAUUACGCGGAGCUUUGCUAUAAGAGAUUUGGCGAUCGGGUGAAACAUUGGAUCACAUUCAACGAACCAUCGAGCUUCAACAAAUUUGGGUACGAUUAUGGUACUUUUGCACCAGGUCGAUGUUCCCCUUGGAGAAACCCAAAUUGCACAGGUGGGGACUCAAGCACCGAACCAUAUAUUGGUGAACACAACCAACUUCUUGCGCAUGCUUUAGCCGUGAAAUUGUAUAGGGAGAAAUACCAGAAAUUGCAAAAAGGUAAUAUUGGAGUUACACUAUCAAGUUAUUGGUACGUGCCAUACUCUAAUUCGACAGCCGACUACCGUGCUGCACGUCGGUCACUGGACUUCGCACUUGGAUGGUAUUUGGAACCAUUAACAAGUGGUGACUAUCCACGUAACAUGCGAUCAAUUGUUGGAAAACGCCUGCCAAAGUUCUCAACAAUAGAAUCAAAAAUGCUAAAGGGGUCAUGCGAUUUUAUUGGCUUGAACUACUACACUUCUACUUAUGUAGCCAAUAACCCUAGUCCAAAUACUGUUAACUUAAGUUACAGCACAGAUAGUCAUGCAAUUCUUACAUUUGAGAGAGAUGGACAACUUAUUGGUGCUCAGGCUGGUUCAGUAUGGCUCCAUGUUUAUCCAAGAGGCAUAAGGGAUCUUCUCGUGUAUGUAAAGAGAAAAUACAAUAAUCCAAUUAUCUACAUCACGGAAAAUGGGAUUGAUGAGCUCAACAAUGCAACAUUAUCGCUUAAGGAAUCCAUCACGGAUAACUUCAGGAUACGAUUCUUUUAUCAACAUCUGACUUAUCCCUUUGUGACUCUCUUCCAUUUUGAUUCUCCCCAAGCCUUAGAAGAUGAGUAUGGUGGUUUCCUAAGUCGGCGGAUUGUCUAUGAUUUCCGCGAUUACGCGGAGCUUUGCUAUAAGAGAUUUGGCGAUCGGGUGAAACAUUGGAUCACAUUCAACGAACCAUCGAGCUUCAACAAAUUUGGGUACGAUUAUGGUACUUUUGCACCAGGUCGAUGUUCCCCUUGGAGAAACCCAAAUUGCACAGGUGGGGACUCAAGCACCGAACCAUAUAUUGGUGAACACAACCAACUUCUUGCGCAUGCUUUAGCCGUGAAAUUGUAUAGGGAGAAAUACCAGAAAUUGCAAAAAGGUAAUAUUGGAGUUACACUAUCAAGUUAUUGGUACGUGCCAUACUCUAAUUCGACAGCCGACUACCGUGCUGCACGUCGGUCACUGGACUUCGCACUUGGAUGGUAUUUGGAACCAUUAACAAGUGGUGACUAUCCACGUAACAUGCGAUCAAUUGUUGGAAAACGCCUGCCAAAGUUCUCAACAAUAGAAUCAAAAAUGCUAAAGGGGUCAUGCGAUUUUAUUGGCUUGAACUACUACACUUCUACUUAUGUAGCCAAUAACCCUAGUCCAAAUACUGUUAACUUAAGUUACAGCACAGAUAGUCAUGCAAUUCUUACAUUUGAGAGAGAUGGACAACUUAUUGGUGCUCAGGCUGGUUCAGUAUGGCUCCAUGUUUAUCCAAGAGGCAUAAGGGAUCUUCUCGUGUAUGUAAAGAGAAAAUACAAUAAUCCAAUUAUCUACAUCACGGAAAAUGGGAUUGAUGAGCUCAACAAUGCAACAUUAUCGCUUAAGGAAUCCAUCACGGAUAACUUCAGGAUACGAUUCUUUUAUCAACAUCUGACUUAUGUUCGAAUAGCUAUCGACUAUGAUUUCCGCGAUUACGCGGAGCUUUGCUAUAAGAGAUUUGGCGAUCGGGUGAAACAUUGGAUCACAUUCAACGAACCAUCGAGCUUCAACAAAUUUGGGUACGAUUAUGGUACUUUUGCACCAGGUCGAUGUUCCCCUUGGAGAAACCCAAAUUGCACAGGUGGGGACUCAAGCACCGAACCAUAUAUUGGUGAACACAACCAACUUCUUGCGCAUGCUUUAGCCGUGAAAUUGUAUAGGGAGAAAUACCAGAAAUUGCAAAAAGGUAAUAUUGGAGUUACACUAUCAAGUUAUUGGUACGUGCCAUACUCUAAUUCGACAGCCGACUACCGUGCUGCACGUCGGUCACUGGACUUCGCACUUGGAUGGUAUUUGGAACCAUUAACAAGUGGUGACUAUCCACGUAACAUGCGAUCAAUUGUUGGAAAACGCCUGCCAAAGUUCUCAACAAUAGAAUCAAAAAUGCUAAAGGGGUCAUGCGAUUUUAUUGGCUUGAACUACUACACUUCUACUUAUGUAGCCAAUAACCCUAGUCCAAAUACUGUUAACUUAAGUUACAGCACAGAUAGUCAUGCAAUUCUUACAUUUGAGAGAGAUGGACAACUUAUUGGUGCUCAGGCUGGUUCAGUAUGGCUCCAUGUUUAUCCAAGAGGCAUAAGGGAUCUUCUCGUGUAUGUAAAGAGAAAAUACAAUAAUCCAAUUAUCUACAUCACGGAAAAUGGGAUUGAUGAGCUCAACAAUGCAACAUUAUCGCUUAAGGAAUCCAUCACGGAUAACUUCAGGAUACGAUUCUUUUAUCAACAUCUGACUUAUGUUCGAAUAGCUAUCGAGGAAGGUGUCAAUGUGAUGGCAUACUUUGCAUGGUCAAUGUUGGACAAUUUUGAAUGGGCCACUGGUUACAAUGUUCGUUUUGGAUUAACCUUUGUUGAUUAUCAAAAUGGGCAGAAGAGAUAUCCAAAACACUCCGCAGAAUGGGUCAAAGUUUUCCUCAAGAAAUAA